Molecule: messenger RNA, 1710 nt
Organism: Cheilinus undulatus (humphead wrasse)
Lineage: Eukaryota; Metazoa; Chordata; Actinopteri; Labriformes; Labridae
Gene: kpna7
Product: karyopherin alpha 7 (importin alpha 8)
Exons: 12
Coding region: 96-1658 (520 amino acids)
Biological process (GO): NLS-bearing protein import into nucleus
Cellular component (GO): nucleus; cytoplasm
Molecular function (GO): protein binding; nuclear import signal receptor activity
Source: RefSeq, a predicted model, not a curated record
AUUCACCUGUCGCAGCUCUCCACCCUUUAAACCUUUCAGUUGAUUGUUAGUUGAAGUUUUCUUCGUCUCAGCGGAGCAGCAAGACCGAGUCCACCAUGCCGACCAAAAAUGUCACAGAGGAGCGAUUCGGCAAGUUCAAAAACAAAGGAAAAGAUCCAGUGAAACUUCGAGAGAAAAGGAUCUCUGAGUGCGUUGAGCUGCGUAAAGCUCACAAAAAUGAGAGUUUUAUGAAGAGAAGAAAUGUGACUCUGUCCUCUCUGCCGGACGAGGAGGCUCUCUCCCCGGACUACUACUCAAACAACACGGUCGCAGUUUUCUCCAUUGAGGACAUUAUUAAAGACGUAAACAGCGUCGACAUGGAGGCCCAAAUCCGAGGCAGUCAGGCAGCCAGGAAGCUGCUGUCUCAGGAGCGUAACCCUCCUCUGAAAGAGAUCAUAGAUGCUGGUCUGCUGUCCCGCUUUGUGUCCUUCCUGGGUAUGGAUGACGAGCCCACACUGCAGUUUGAAGCUGCCUGGGCUCUGACAAACAUUGCCUCUGGAACAUCCUGGCACACUCAACAGGUGGUGGAAAGCGGGGCUGUACCAGCUUUUAUUUCUUUGCUGGCCUCACCGAUGUUGCACAUAAGUGAACAGGCUGUCUGGGCUCUUGGAAACAUUGCAGGUGAUGGUUCAGCUUCGCGAGAUAUACUUAUUGAUUGUAAUGUUAUCCCAGCCUUACUGGCCCGCAUCUCUCCAGACACACCAGUUGGUUACCUGCGUAACCUCACGUGGACAUUAUCAAACUUGUGUCGAAAUAAGAACCCCUUCCCACCCCUGUCAGCAGUCCAGCAGAUGCUCCCCUCGCUGAUCCAGCUGCUCCAUUUCAGUGAUAAAGACAUCCUAUCUGAUGCAUGCUGGGCAAUCUCCUACUUGUCAGAUGGGGAAAAUGAACGUAUUGAUGUGGUGGUGAAAACUGGUAUUGUUCCUCGCCUGGUGGAGCUCAUGGAUCACUUGGAGCUUAGUGUGAUGACCCCAGCUCUGCGGUCCAUUGGGAACAUUGUGAGUGGUUCAGACGUGCAGACUCAAAUGGCAGUUGACGCUGGGGUUUUAGAUGUCCUACCUAAACUGAUGAGGCACCCAAAGGCCAGUGUGCAGAAGGAGGCAGCAUGGGCGCUGUCAAACAUUGCUGCUGGACCCUGUAAGCAAAUCCAACAGCUCAUAACCUGCGGCCUCCUCCCUCCUUUGGUGGAACAGCUCAGAAAUGGAGACUUCAAAACUCAGAGGGAGGCAGUGUGGGCAGUGACAAACUUCACCAGUGGGGGCACUGUGGAGCAGGUGGUCGCUCUAGUACAGAGUGGUGCUCUGGAGGCCAUCAUCAACCUGCUUCAGGUCAAAGAUGCUAAAGUCAUUCUGGUCAUACUGGAUGCUAUUAACAACAUCUUCAUGGCUGCAGAGAAGCUCGGUGAAACGGACAAACUGAGCCUGCUGGUUGAGGAAUUGGGAGGACUGGAUCGCAUCGAGAUGCUGCAGAACCACGAUAAUGAAAUGGUGUACCAGGCUGCUCAUACCCUCAUAGAGAAGUACUUCUGUGAUAGUGAGGUUGAGGAAGUGAAGGUCGACUCAACAGCUGACACAUUUGAAUUUAAAACCCCUGAUGUUCGAAGAACCUUUGAUUUUUAAGCAGUUCUCCUUGAAUUAACGUUUAAAAUAAAUAUAUCUUUCAUACAAUAAA